AACUUCCUCCUGAACAAUGAACUCUGACAGAGAGAGAAACACACAUGAGUAAUAACACACACCACACGCUUCAGAGAGCAUCUGAACAGGAACUCAAGCUCAGUUUAGAAGACUCCAUCCAUAUCAGAAGAAUUUUGGGCUGCUAUAGAGGGAUGUAUGAUGCACAGACAUGCUGUCUAUCAGCAGGAUGAUGAGGAUCGGGCAGUUUCUUUGCGAUCGUCCGUGAGCGCAGCUCUAAUCAUGGCCGGAAGGGUCGGUUCUGACUCUGAUCUGGUCACUGAUAUCGAGAGUCCAGCAGAUGAGGAUGGGGUUCAUAAUUCAUUCAGUCAGCUGAUCAACGAACAGUCUCAUGACCUUCAUGAUGUCAUAGAGAUGACCCCGUUUGACCUGCAGGAGGAGAGCAGAGAUGACGUUGUGUGUCUGGAGGCUCCGCCGUAUCAGCGGUCUGACAGCGAAGGGCCGCAGCCAACGGAUCAUCUGAUUGAAGAACGCUGGUCAUCUGACACGCUCAAAGUCUUGUCCUCCAUGCCCAGUCGCACCAUCGGUCGCAGUCGUGGCGCGAUCAUCUCUCAGUACUGCAACCGCACCAUGCAGCUGCGCAGACGCAGGCAGAGCAGACCCUCCAUCCAGCACUUCCCUCGGUCUGCGCGGCCCAGCAUCCGCGGAUACCUCGUGGAAACGGACGGAGCCGCUUUUGAGGAAGAAGAGAAUAAGAGGGAGCGUCUGGUCAAUAAUUUGCAGAAUCUGUCAGCCCAUGAUCGCCUGCGUAUGUUGAGAGCAAUGCCGCUGAGUCUCGCAGAGAAGAAAGAGCUCCGGAUGUUGGUGUUGAAUAAAGCCGAGCACUCUGUGUCUCAGAAUCAGAUUCCCUGCUACAGUCAGCUCAAGUAUUACAUCAUCAUUGCGCUGAGGCACGGCUGGUACGGCUGGCUGUCAUUCCUCUCCUCGCUGCAGUUGUGGCAAACGGCGCUGAAGCGUGUCGGCGGUCGCUUCGGGACGGGCGUCCUCUCGUAUUUCGUCUUCCUCAGAACGCUCCUCUUCUUCAAUGUCUUCCUGUUCCUGGUCACUGGUUUGUUUCUGGUGGUUCCUCAGGCCAUCUUGCAUUCGGAGCAUAACGUAACCGUCAACAGCACAUGGGGGCUGGAGGUGCUCACAGGCGCCGGUUAUUUCUCACACUCUCUGCUGUAUUACGGCUAUUACAGUAACCAAAGGCUGCAGACUAGCCACAAAUGCUCUGUGCCCAAGAACGGGAUGCCCUGUAGUUCUAGAUUGCCCUAUAACAUGCCUCUUGUUUACUUCUUUACCAUCGGCGCUGCCUUCUUCAUCACCUGCAUUAUCCUCGUCUACAGCAUGUCGAAGUCGUUCGGUCAGAGUUUCCGCAUCGAUAAAUCCAAAGGCCUGUUGGCUAUAAAAGUCUUCAGCUCGUGGGACUUUAAAGUCAUCAAGAAAAGCUCAGUGAAACUCCAGCGGGCAAACAUCGGCACACAGCUGAAGGAGUUGGUGGCAGAGGUGAACCGUCAAAAGUUGAAGUUUCCCGUUCUCCAGCAGCUGGGCCGGUUCUUAAUCCACAUGCUGGCGUGGAUCAUGUGUCUGGGAAGCACGUUAGCGUCUGUGCUAGCUGUGUAUUACUUCUCUGAGCACAUGCACAAGGAUCUGCGUAGCCGUGCUCUCACAAACUCGUCCAGUAUUGUACUGAAGGAAGCCAGUCUGUUGGCCGUUCCUGUCGUGGUGUCCAGCAUUAACCUGCUCCUCCCCGGAUUCUUUAACGCCUUGGCCUGGAUGGAGGAAUAUGAUUCUCCCAGUGUGCUCAAUUAUGUCUCCAUCAGCAGGAACCUGCUGCUGAAGGUGAGCGUGUUGGGAGUGCUGUGCUAUCACUGGCUGGGCCGCGUGGCGUUGGAUCCUCACGGUCUGGGUUUAAAGUGCUGGGAGAGUUUCGUCGGGCAGGAGCUGUACCGUUUCCUCCUGAUGGACUUCAUCUUCAUGCUGCUGGACACCUUCUUUGGAGAGUUUCUGUGGAGGUUGUUUUCUCAGAAAGCUCUGAAGAGGAAGAGGAAGCCUGUGUUUGAUAUUGCAAGGAACGUUCUGGAGCUCAUCUAUGGACAGAGUCUGGCCUGGUUGGGUGUUUUAUUCUCUCCUCUGCUGCCGGCGGUUCAGAUCAUUAAGCUGCUGAUCCUCUUCUACAUGAAGAAGGUCAGUCUGAUGAUGAACUGUCAGGCGUCGGGGAAGCCGUGGCGCGCCUCUCAGAUGACCACCAUCUUCAUCACGCUGCUGUGUUUCCCAGCAUUCCUGGGCGCCGCCGUAUGUGUGACGUACACCAUGUGGACGAUAAGCCCGUCGGCGGGCUGCGGGCCGUUCCGUGGGCUGAAGACCAUGUUCCAGGCGGGGAAGCUGUGGGUUCAGGAUCUGGCGGCGGAGAAUCCCGAUCUGCACUGGCUGGCCUCCGCUCACGCCUACCUGGUGGAAAACCCGCUCUUCCUCUUCCUGUCUGCCGGCAUCUUCCUGAUCGUGAUUUAUUUCCACAGUCAGGUGGUGGACGGUCAGCGCAAGAUCAUUGAACUGCUUCAGGAACAGAUCGAGAAUGAGGGUGAGGAUAAGAAGUUCCUGAUCACACGACUGCAGGACAUCCAUGAGCGCAAACGAGGCGUGCCGCCGCGCCGUGUGAAAGGAGCCAGCGAGGAUUCCAGUUAUUCAUGACGCUCUUCAUGAAAGGAGCAGUUUAGUGCUGAUGUACAGAAAGAGACUGAACAGAAGCUCUGCUGAAUGUUCAUCUCUCGCAGAAACAACUGGAGUCUGUCAUGAACCUUUAUGAUCCUGCACGGAUCAGACUAUUGUUUCUAGAAUCCAGAAAGACACUCUGGAAGACUCACAAGAAGACUGGAGUAAAUACACACUUGCAUUUGGCUAGUUGGAUUCCGGUUAAACCUGUGGAAAUAUUACCUGUAUACUGGUGAUGGUGUUUUGACGCCAUUUGAUAUUGAGACACUUUUAAUUUUACUGUGAAACAUUUCUUCUUCACCGUUCCUCAUUCCUCCAGCGCUCACAGACUGGACCUUCCGUUUAAUAUACUGUGAUAUUAAUGUUUUCAUACAAACUGUUUUAAAUAAAUAUGAUUUUUAA
Molecule: messenger RNA, 3114 nt
Organism: Labeo rohita (rohu)
Lineage: Eukaryota; Metazoa; Chordata; Actinopteri; Cypriniformes; Cyprinidae
Gene: tmc6b
Product: transmembrane channel-like 6b
Exons: 22
Coding region: 157-2691 (844 amino acids)
Cellular component (GO): plasma membrane
Molecular function (GO): mechanosensitive monoatomic ion channel activity
Source: RefSeq, a predicted model, not a curated record